Messenger RNA from Schistosoma bovis, 1120 nucleotides. The record is from the annotation of a GenBank genome assembly. NCBI's taxonomy places the organism in Eukaryota, Metazoa, Platyhelminthes, Trematoda, Strigeidida, Schistosomatidae.
AUGGCUAAUCAUUUUGGAAAGAAACUUCCACCAUUCUCUUCAUCAUCAUCAUCAUCAUCAUUGGAAUUCAAUAAAAUUUUACAAAAAUCUAAAGGUUUUGCUAAUGUAUUAACCGAUACAUAUUUGGAUCAAUUAGUUGAUAAAAUUUUAUCAAUUCGUCAAGAAUAUCCAAAUUUAUUAAAUAAUGAUAAAUCAUUGGAAACAAUUCAAUCAGCUCAUGAUAAAGUAGAAGAAACACUUGAAAAAAUUCAUCAUAUACUUCAUAAACAUUAUGAAGAAUAUGAAAAUAAAGAAAAUCAUUUGAAUAUCCCAAUUGAUGCAUCAAGUACACAUACUAUUGAUAUCGAUAGAAUGAAAGAAUCAUCUAAGAAGAUUCAACAAUUCCAUGAAAAAUUAUCUCAAUUAAUACCAGUCUAUAUGAACUUGAAACUACAAUCUUAUCAAUCAUUGAAUAAUGAAAAUAUUGAACAAGAUACUACUACCACUACCGCUACUACUCAAUCUUUUGAAAACAUCCAUCAAGCUGUGAAUAAUUUAAAAAGAUUAUUAUUAGCUAAUGAAAAAUUAGAAAAUGGUUUACAACGUAUAUCACAAUAUACAUCGUUAUUGCCGGAUUUAUCAGAAAACUUGACUAUUCCAAUCUUAGGUGAAAUUCUGUCAUCGAACCAGUGUCCGUCAUCAACAUCAUCAUCAGCACCAAGAACAACAACAACAACCACAUCAUUCUCGUUAACAUCAUCAUCAUGUCCUGAUGAUCAAUUGUUGUCAUCAUUUCAUCCUUGUUCGUAAAAUGAAAUCUUAACGAGAUCGGCAUUUAUUAUUUCCGUUACAUCAUUUUUUCAUAAGAUGGAAUAGUAACUAUUAUUUUUUUGUAUAAAUUUUUUUUUUAAAAAUCUUGUUUUUUGUGAAUUAGUUUUUAUUCAUUUAAAUUAGUAACUAAGAGAUUAUUUUGUUUAUUUAAAGCAAAAUUUCUUAUUUCUACGUUCUUACCCCGUAUGUAUGUGAAUUUCUUGUACAUUUGAUGAUGUUUCACAGGUUGAAAUCAUGAGUCAGUUGAAGCUAGACCACCAUUGAAAACCUGGAAGCACUGGACGACCGUUUCGUCCUGGUAUGGGACUCC